Messenger RNA from Parnassius mnemosyne (clouded apollo), 2041 nucleotides. The record is from the annotation of a GenBank genome assembly. NCBI's taxonomy places the organism in Eukaryota, Metazoa, Arthropoda, Insecta, Lepidoptera, Papilionidae.
AUUCGCUUAACGUAGCUCGUGACGGACACACGUCUAUUCAGCUUCCAUACAUUCGCGUACGAUCGCGCAAAAAACUUUUCGGUGGUGUGACGAACUGUCGUUUCAGCAUUAAAAAAAUGAACACGAUCUUUUUGUGCUGUGACCGUAACUGAGUGCGAAGAGACUUUUCAUCUGCAGGAGUGCUACGGGGGCUAAUUACGAGCUGCUAGACUAAUUGGUGGGGCCGGCGUUUCAUGAAGUGCGAGCGAAGGACGCCGCAGCAGUCAAGCGGCAGUCCGGGGCUGGGCACGCACAUGCUAGCCAUGGACGUGACCAAAGAGUCCCGAGCUUCUCCGCUGCCGGCAAGCUCGCAGGCUUCCGGUACAACCUCUUCGCAACAACCGCCGCAGCCACAGAUAUGUGCGGGGUGCAGUAAGGUGAUCACCGAGCGUUACCUACUCAAGGCUUUAGACCAGUUGUGGCACGAGGACUGCCUCAAGUGCGGCUGCUGUGACUGCCGCUUGGGCGAGGUCGGCCACACGUUGUAUACGCGCGCCAACCUCAUUCUGUGUAAGAGGGACUAUUUGAGGCUGUUUGGUAACACUGGUUAUUGUGCGGCGUGCAACAAAGUGAUCCCCGCCUUCGAGAUGGUGAUGCGCGCCCGUAGCAACGUCUACCACUUAGAAUGCUUUGCCUGCCAGCAGUGCAACCAUAGAUUCUGCGUGGGUGAUCGCUUCUAUCUCUGUGAAAAUAAGAUCCUCUGCGAGUAUGACUAUGAGGAACGGCUGGUUUUCGCGAACAUGGCGUACAACCCACCACCACUUGCGCAUCUAAAGAGGCAGACAACUCAUCUUUCCCCGCCUCCGACGAGCAACGCGAUGAACCUAAUGAACGGUUCAAGCCGCUCAGGGGAUCUAAAUAACAACAUGUCUGGCUCAUCUCCAGCAGCUUUCGUCCCUCCCCCGCACCUAAAACCAUUAGGUCUUUCAGCGACCAGUUGAGAUUAUCGCAUGUGAGAUACGGCCCACCCAUACGCCAAGUAUCAAAACUAAAAAAUCGCUCUAUACUGUUCAAUGACUCACGUAAAUAUACGUUGGACAAGAGUCGGAUAGGUAAAGCGGACUAAGUGUCGGUCAAUCGUUUUUCAAAAAGUGAUCAACAGAAGUGUGUUGGACUGCAGUUUUUUGACUAUGUGUUGUAUAAAAAUAUGCCAAAGCUUCUGUAGCUAACGAUCUGAAGUAAAAUAAACUGUUUUUAAUUAGCUCCUAAAAUAAAAUAGAAUACUUUUUCAAUUCCAUUUGAAAGUUGAUCUCAGAAGAGCAAUUCUAAAUAAAGAUAUUACUUACGAGUGUAUAAAGAUCGUAAAACCGGUUGUAUAUAUAACCGGAUAAGGAAACGCGGGUUUUAAGACUGCCGAUCAUUGUAUUCUAGUGCUAAAAUAUUGAUGUUUGUGUAAAUAUUAUAAUUAUGAAAUUUUAUUUAGUUUCUAUGUUAAGGAACACUCCGUUAUGUGUUAGCGAAUUAAAAGAAGAAAAUUGAUCAAAUAUAUUAUUUUACAACUCUACGUUCAGAAAUAUGUUUGGCAUAGCCAUAGUUUUAUUUCUCGAUUGUCUUUCGCUUUGUUGUUUCUUUUUGUAUAUUGUAAAUUACUGUUAAGUUUAUCUAUAAACAUUGUUGUAAUGUUUGUAUUAUUUAUGUAAAUAAAAGAAUUAACUUAAGUAGGUAGUUUAUUGUAUCUAAUGAUUAAAUAAACAAUAGUAAAUAUAAAUAUUUCAACUUAGCAAAAUAUGAAAAUACAUGUGUUUAUUAAAACGAAAAAUUACAUAAUUUGAAAUAGUUCAAAUUAGUUUAUUUAGCGAUAUUUCAAAUGAAUCUUUGUAUUGACUAUGGAUAAUUUUUAAUUCCGCAUUUAAUUAGAUAUAAUAUGCAUUCCUAAUUUAAUUAAGGAACGUUGCUGUUGCGAACGGACAACACAUUUGUGUGGAAUGUCAAAUAAAUGUGUUUGGUUCUAUUUAAACCAAUGAUUUGACCAAAGAUGUAGCUCAUUAAAAGUUGUUCAAGA